AUGCAACUUUGCGUUUUGUUUCAGCUCGAACAAGAUGUAUCUUCCUAUAAUGGUUUGUCGCCAGCAGAGCUAAUCGCUCCAUUCUACAAAGAGAAACUGUGCUCCUAUCGAGUGGACCCAUAUUGGACUUAUGAGCUGUGUCAUGGACGGUAUAUUGUGCAGUAUCAUGAAGAGAAGGACAUUCGGGGAAUUGGCAGAACCGCAGAGUAUUACCUUGGCAAUCUUCAUGUGGACUACUCCACCUUGAGCACUCCAGUUAAUCAUGAUAACCCUCCAAAAAGAAUUAUUGAUGGCGAAGAACAUGCAUAUUUCCCUGUAUUAUAUAGUCAAGGAACUACAUGUGAUAUCACAGGAAAACCAAGAACGACGACUGUUAUGUAUAUAUGUGUUGAGGAAUACUCCCUUGGCCCAGAAAAGCCGGAAGUAGAUAUAGAGCAUAUGGAACGAGUAGAGAGGGCUAUUGAACAAAUACAGCAACAGUUUGAAAACAAGGAAAAGCUGCUGAAGCUCGCUGGCCAAAAGAGGUACCAAGGUGUAGAUACGCUUGCAAACAAUCGGUUGAUUGUUGAAGACACUGUUAAUCGCAUAUUAUCUGGAAGGGAGUGCAUUUAUGGUGGUGAAGGAUGGUGGAGAUAUGAAUUCUGCUAUGGAAAAUCUGUACUACAAUACCAUAUUGAGCCUAAUGGUGACCGUACUGAGAUUUUGCUAGGAAUAUUCGAUGAGAAAGUACAUAAAGCAUGGGUUGACGAAGAUAGGACGCAUCGAUCUCCGAAGAAGGUUGGUAUCCAUACGAUUUCACUAUAA
Haemonchus placei is the source of this 804-nucleotide messenger RNA. The record is from the annotation of a GenBank genome assembly. Lineage: Eukaryota; Metazoa; Nematoda; Chromadorea; Rhabditida; Trichostrongylidae.